AUGCACAGGCUCCCCCUCCCCCUCCUCCCCGCCGCGUCCACCUUCAUUGACGCCACGGCGCCCUUCCUGCUCCCGACCUCCUCCAUGCCCGCCCUCCGCCUCGGCUCCCCGGCGCUCCUCGCCGCGCGCCGGGGCCCGCUCCCCUGGCUGCGCUGCGUCGGCGCGCCCAGGCGGGGCAUGUGCUGCUCCCUCGACGCCUCCAGCCGCGCCGGGGACGGCGGCUCGGAGGAGGAGGACGACGACGAGAAGCGGCGCGGGGCCCGCGCGGCCGCCGAAAGGAGGCUCAGGGGCGGCACCGGCAGCGGCGAGCUCCUCGCCAUCCCCGGCGUCGGGCCCCGCAACCUCAGGAAGCUCGUCGACAACGGCUUCGAGGGCGUCGCGCACCUCAAGCAGCUCUACAGGGAUAAGUUCUUUGGGAAGUCUAGUGAGAAGAUGGUUGAGUUCUUACAGAGUUCGGUCGGCAUCAUACAUAAGAACCACGCUGAGAGUAUAACUUCAUUCAUUAAAGAGAGUGUUGUUGAGGAGCAAGAAGAUACCAACUCGUCUAAGCCCCCUCAGAAGAAGAGGCUAACCUUUUGCGUGGAAGGAAACAUUAGUGUUGGCAAAAGCACCUUCCUUCAGAGGAUAGCUAAUGAGACUAUUGAACUACGUGAUCUUGUGGAAAUCGUACCUGAACCUGUUGCCAAGUGGCAGGAUGUUGGCCCUGAUCACUUCAAUAUACUGGAUGCCUUCUAUGCUGAGCCAGAACGAUAUGCUUACACGUUCCAAAACUAUGUCUUUGUGACAAGGGUUAUGCAAGAAAGGGAAUCUUCAGGUGGAAUAAAACCUCUCAGACUGAUGGAAAGAAGUGUUUUCAGUGACAGGAUGGUAUUUGUCCGUGCUGUUCACGAAGCUAAAUGGAUGAAUGAGAUGGAGAUCAGCAUCUAUGAUUCCUGGUUUGAUCCAGUGGUGUCCUCUCUCCCAGGUCUUAUCCCAGAUGGAUUUAUCUAUUUAAGAGCCAGCCCAGAUACUUGCCAUAAAAGGAUGAUGCUCCGGAAAAGAUCAGAAGAAGGCGGUGUUAGUCUUGACUACUUGCAAGGUCUGCAUGAGAAACAUGAGAGUUGGCUAUUUCCUUCGAAAGGAGGAGGCCGUGGUGUUUUAUCAGUCAGUCAGCUGCCAAUGCAUAUGGAGGGCUCCUUGCCUCCAGGAAUACGGGAUCGCGUUUUCUACCUGGAAGGAGAUCACAUGCAUUCUAGUAUCCAGAAGGUUCCUGCUCUGGUCUUGGACUGUGAACCUGACAUUGACUUCAACAAAGACAUACAGGCUAAACGACAAUAUGCUCAGCAAGUUGCCGAGUUCUUUGAAUUCGUGAAUAGCAAAAAGGAAGCUCCAUCUGAACAAACAAGCACCGAGAAGGACCGUAUGAAUCCACAGAUCAUGUUCCCUAACAAAGGCGGCUUGUGGGUCCCUGGAGGUGUACCCCCUUUCACAGGCUCGGCAAUGAAUCUGGAUUUCAGGAGAGCCAUGUCUUCAUAUCUCCCAACCUAAGACUUCAGAUUCACAAGUACUUGGGCCUGUUUGGUUGAACUCUUGGGAAGUCGUAAUGUUAACUUUUUACCUAAACUGGCUUAUGGAAGAUCCACUGGUGUGGCAAGCUUAGCUAACAAGAUGAGCCUAUGACACAUGGCCAUGUGGCUAAGAAAGUGGUGAACCAUGUUUGUGGUAGUGAGCCAAGCAAAGACACUCCUCACUGACCUUUGUAGAAAUCGCUGAUGCUUUUCUCUAGACCUAGCUUGCCUAAUGCUAGCCGACGAUGUAAGAUAGUAUGUCCGUCUCCAUCUUGUAAAUUGAUCUCACUGGUAGUUUCAUGUUUAGUGGUAGCGUUAGCUUCUGUUUUAUCUGAACUACGGUGAUAAGCCAUGUCUGUACCGCAUGUUUUGUUGCUGGUUGCUGGCUGCGUUCUGUUGAGAGGAUUCAGAUUUCAGAACUACUACAUCGUUGUUGGUUAAAGGCUCUGCCUACCCUUUUUUUA
Messenger RNA from Lolium rigidum, 2011 nucleotides. RefSeq lists its product as uncharacterized. Gene Ontology annotation, molecular function: deoxynucleoside kinase activity. The coding region runs from base 1 to 1527 and encodes 508 amino acids. The record is from RefSeq and is a predicted model, not a curated record. Gene Ontology annotation, cellular component: cytoplasm. The transcript has 5 exons. Lineage: Eukaryota; Viridiplantae; Streptophyta; Magnoliopsida; Poales; Poaceae.